CGGCGGCCCGCAGGCCGCAAGCAGCCCUCCCGCGCCGGCUUCAAGAUAUCGGAGCUCGAGAGCAUGUUCAACUCUGGCGCCUUUCUUGACCACGUGUGCAGCGUCGCGCGCGAUCAGGCCGGUUGCCGGAUGCUGCAGCUGAGGCUCGAGAAGGCCGUCGCCCAGGGGAACACCGAGAUGCUCGGCGCUAUCCUCGACAGGUGCCUGCCCAGCGUCGUAGAUCUCAUGAUGGACCCGUUCGGGAACUACCUCUGCCAGAAGCUGAUGGAGCUGUGCACCGCGCAGCAGCUCGAGGCGAUGGUGGAGCGCGCGCGCGGGUCGCUCGUGAAGGUCUCGCUCAAUCUGCACGGGGCCCGUGCCGUGCAGAAGCUGAUCGAAGCCGCCCAGCGGGCGCCGAACGCGCAGCGCCAGCUGGCUGUGGCGCUGGACGGCGCGGUGGCCGGCCGGCCGCGUCGGCAGCCAGUCUUCGGGCAGCGGGCCGGCAUGGCGGCAGAGCUCGAGGAACCGAAGAAGCCGCAGAACCCCUACUGGAUCUGGCUCAGCGAGAACCGGGAGGCGCUGGCGAAGGAGGCGGGGAGCGGGAAGGCACCAGUCAUCGGCAAGCUCGCGGGCGAGAGGUGGAAGGCCCUGUCGGCGGCGGCCAAGAAGCCGUUCGAGGACAAGGCGGCGAAGAGCAAGGCUGAGUACGAGGCGGCCAUGGAGAAGUUCAAGGCCGCCGGGGGCCAGGUCGGCAAGCGGCGCCUGGAGAAGAAGGAGGCGAAGGAGGGGAAGGCGGCCAAGAGCAGCAGGAAAGCAAAGAACGAGGCCGAUAAGGCGUCGGGGAAGCCGUCGCGGCCGCAGAACGCCUACUGGAUGUGGCUCGCCGAGAACCGGGCGGCGCUGACGAAGGAGGCGGGGAACGUGAAGGGGUCCGCAAUCAGCAAGCUCGCGGGCGAGAGGUGGAAAGCUCUGCCAGCGGCGAAGAAGAAGCCCUUCGAGGAGAAAGCCGCGGAGUUGAAGGCCACGUAUGACAAGGCCCUGGCGGAGUGGAAGAAGACCAACGGCGGCGGUGGGGGCGGGGACAAUGACGACGAGGAGGAGGGCGCGGGCACCGCCGCGCCCGCCGAGAGGUCGCGCGAGAGCCCGGCGGAGCUGGCGGACAGGCACCUAAGCAGGGCCCUGCUGGCGUUCGACGAGCUGCGCGACGAGCGCGAGGUGGCCGUCUGCCACUUCCACAUGGCCGACCUCGCGCUGCAGGAGCAGCGGCUCCCGGGCGCCGCGCCGCUGCCGAGGGCGCGGCUGGCCGCCGCGCUGCGCCACGCGCGGCGGUCCGCCGCCUACUGGGAGCGCGAGGGCCCGCUGAGCUACGCGAAGGACCUCGUCGCGGCCCACGUCAAGAUCGCCCGGCUCCUGGAGUGCCAGCAGCGCGCCGGCGCCGCCGCGGAGGCGCUGGAGCACCUCCAGGGCGCGGAGGAUGGGCUGCUGGAGCAGGCGCUCGCCGGCGCGGGGCCCGCCGCCGGCGGCGGCCGCCCCGCGGAGGGUGGGGGCGGCCAGGAG
This is a messenger RNA of Prorocentrum cordatum, 1536 nucleotides long. The record is from the annotation of a GenBank genome assembly. NCBI's taxonomy places the organism in Eukaryota, Dinophyceae, Prorocentrales, Prorocentraceae.